Molecule: messenger RNA, 429 nt
Organism: Penicillium macrosclerotiorum
Lineage: Eukaryota; Fungi; Ascomycota; Eurotiomycetes; Eurotiales; Aspergillaceae
Product: cytosine deaminase
Exons: 2
Coding region: 1-429 (142 amino acids)
Cellular component (GO): cytoplasm; nucleus
Molecular function (GO): diaminohydroxyphosphoribosylaminopyrimidine deaminase activity
Source: RefSeq, a predicted model, not a curated record
AUGGAGCAGGAUCCCGGUUUCAUUGCGGCCGUUGAAGAGGCCAAGAUUGGCGCCGCCGAGGGUGGUGUGCCCAUUGGCGCCGCCCUGGUGUCAAAGGACGGCAAGAUCCUGGGCCGAGGCCAUAACAUGCGCGUGCAGAAGGGCAGCCCGGUCCUGCAUGCCGAAAUGUCCGCUCUCGAAAACUCCGGCCGUCUCCCCGCUUCCGCCUACGAAGGUGCCACCAUGUACACCACGCUGUCGCCCUGCGAUAUGUGUACCGGGGCCUGUAUUCUCUACAAGGUCAAGCGGGUGGUCAUCGGAGAAAAUAAGAGCUUCAUGGGUGGAGAGGAGCUGUUGCUCAACCGCGGCAAGGAGGUCGUGGUGCUGGAUAACCAUGAGUGCAAGGAGCUGAUGGCCAAGUUUAUGAAGGAGAAGCCUGAGCUUUGGUAA